UAGUUUAUUAGAGGUCUACUAAAAUAUUCUAUAUUUAUAAAAAUAGAAUAAGAAGAAACAUUUUCGUUUUGAAAGCGAACCACUUGCCUGGUUCGUCGGUUCAACCAUUUUUAACGGCUCUGAUUUAUAGUCUCCAUAAUUCACCUCUUUCAUUCUCUCUCUCUCUCAAACAUCCGCGGCCAUCAUUCGUCGUCGUCUUCGGAUUCUGAUGUUGAAGCCAAGAUUUUUCAGGCUCUUCGGUAGAGAAAAGCCAGUCCGCAAGGUCUUCAGUAUUGACUUUUUGCUGAUUGUUGAGGGCUGGUUUUCACCUAUAGAUUUUUGGAGAAAAGGAGGGAAAAGCUUCCAUCAAUCUUCAGGAUGGGAUUUGAAGGGCUUUCGGGUGGUGAGACAGCUACAAUACAAACUUCGACUCCUGAAUGGAAGUGGAGAAAGAAAGAUUGGAGCGAGUGUUGGGUUGGAUUUUGGAGAUAAUAUUAAUAAGAAGAAGAGCAAAUACUCUGCUUUGAAUACCAGUUUGGGGCCUAUAAUAUGGCCUAUACUCUGCUUUGAUGGAGGGUGUGAAACAAGAUUUAAUCGGCUUGAUCGAAAUGAAGAUGCGCCUUCUGUUUGUCGCUAUCUCUCAGUUUUUAAUUCUCAAUCUCGUCCUUUAACUAGCGGACUUAUCAAGCCUCUUGAUCAUAUCAGUCGUGACAAAGCUGAGUGGUGCAUUCUUCAAAAUUCUCCUGAAAUCCAAGCUUACUUAGAUGAACAUUUGGACAAGAUCAGGCAUGAAUAUCCUAAUGGUAAUCACGAUGUCUUGCAUAGGCAAACUUUCCGUCCGUGGUUUCAUAAGAAGAUACAUGAGUUGCACAAGCUUGGAACUUUACAAAAUGGUGAUGAGUUACUCGCUCUCGCUUCCGGGUCCGAUUACUUAGCAACAUUUUACGAAGGUUGUGUAGUGAAUGGUGUUCGGUUUAUUGCAUCAAAGCGAGACCAAAAGCGGAAGACACAAAAUAGUGGUGUUCUUGUUCUUUGGGCCGAAGGGUUUAAUUAUUACGGCACACUUGAAGAUGUAAUCACUAUAUCUUAUACUGGUGCAUAUACAGUGUCAUUGUUUGAAUGUAAAUGGUAUAACACUAAUCCAUUAAGAAAGAAGACAAUCACUGAAAAUAAUAUAACUAGUAUAAAUACUCGUGGAUAUUGGUAUCAAGAUGAACCGUACAUCCUUGCUAACCAGGCGAAGCAAGUUUUCUAUCUUGAAGAUCCACUCAGAGGUCGCGAUUGGAAGGUUGUUGAAGAUAUUAGCCAUCGACAAAUUUGGGACAUUACUGACAACGAAGAUGAGACUGAUGUAGAUGUUGUUAGUGAUUCUAACUCUGCCAAUUUUGUGUUGACGGUUGAUCUUGGAGAGUUGAUUAUGCAAUCGAAUGAACCUCCAGUAAUUGUUGAAUCGUCCGAUCAGUUAGUGGAUUCUGAGAUAGAGAAUAAUGAACUUGAUGAAAAUUAUGUUGCUGAAGAAGUAGAUGAUUUACUAGUUGAACAUGUGGAGGAUGAAAAUGUAAACUUAGUGAAUGAUGGAAAUGAUAGUGAUUCUUCAGUGUAA
Molecule: messenger RNA, 1582 nt
Organism: Cannabis sativa
Lineage: Eukaryota; Viridiplantae; Streptophyta; Magnoliopsida; Rosales; Cannabaceae
Exons: 6
Coding region: 209-1582 (457 amino acids)
Source: RefSeq, a predicted model, not a curated record